This is a messenger RNA of Soboliphyme baturini, 1239 nucleotides long. Lineage: Eukaryota; Metazoa; Nematoda; Enoplea; Dioctophymatida; Soboliphymatidae. The record is from the annotation of a GenBank genome assembly.
AUGUAUUUGGCGCGGCUCCUGCUGACCUGUUCGACUGUAGCAUGCCUCGUGAGGAGCACCCUCGGCAAACAGGCGGCCAGUGGCCGCCACAUCGGUCUGUUCACCAACACCGGCCCGUACAGUCACGACGCGAUGAUGUACCAGCUGGCCGAGAAGCUGGCCAACAACGGCCACAAGGUGACCGUGAUUCAGAUCCGGGCCAGUGCACUUCUGCAUAAGAUCCAGACGCAGAUCUGGCACAGCACCGUGCCCUUCGGCGACGACCGACCGAACUUGAAGAGUUUGACCCUGUUCCUGAAGAUCUUGGAUUUUCAGACCGACGGAUGCGAGGCUGCGUUGAGGCACGAACCGUUCGUUCGGCGCAUCAAGGCGUUAGACCUCGACCUGCUGGUCAUGGACUUCCUGCUCAACGAAUGCGCCCUCGGAAUGUCCCUCAUGCUCAAUGUCCCGCGCGUCUACCUCUCCAACUACCCGAUGACCGACACUUACAUGGACUACUUUGGCAUACCGUCGAACCCCGCCUACUUGCCGACUACGGUGACGAAGCUGACGUCGCCGAUGGACUUUGUCCGUCGCAUGCUCAACUGCGUCUGUCGACUGAUCCUUUCGUACGUAAGAGGUAUCAUCAUGGCAAAGUCUGAGAAGCUUUACAGGCGCCUCGGCUACAAGCUGCAAAGGUACGCGCCGGAAGAGAAACGAACCAUCCUCUACGCCACUCCCUCCGAGUUUCUGCUAGACUCACCGCGACCGCUGACACACACCGUCAAAUACUUCGGCUGUUCGAACUGCAUGCUGAAACGACUGUACAACGUUGCCACUCGGAAAGGUGUGAUACUGGUUUCGUUCGGAACGAUUCCGAACGCCCAUUACCUGCCAGAGCGCAUCAUCAGUGUGUUUCGAUCGGUGUUCGCCAAUCUGCAGGAGUACAGCGUCUUGUUGCAGCUUCCGGACAUACAGAAGAUCGCCAUGAACAUGACGUCGAACGUCGUCGUCGCCAACUGGAUCCCGCUGCAGGAGCUUCUUGGCGACCCGUCCGUCAAGUUGUUCAUCACUCACGGAGGCAUAGGCAGCGUCAUUGAGGCGAUUACGAACGCCGUGCCGAUACUCGGCAUCCCUCUACAGGGUGACCAGGUGUACAACCUCGGCCGACUGAUCGAGAAAGGCAUCGCCGAUGUCAUCUAUAUUCCCGAGCUGUCCUUCAUGCAUGAUAACUGCCAGCUGUCUGUGCGAAACAUUUAG